Messenger RNA from Dimorphilus gyrociliatus, 1548 nucleotides. NCBI's taxonomy places the organism in Eukaryota, Metazoa, Annelida, Polychaeta, Dinophilidae. The record is from the annotation of a GenBank genome assembly.
AUCAGAUCAUGAAUUUUAUCAGGUGUGCCUUAGUAUUAUAUCUUUGUCGUCAAUAAAAGAGCAAGAAUUACAGAAUGUCCGAAUGAAAAAUAAAUGCUUAUUUAACUAUUAGCAUUGGUCAUGGCAAAUCAGUUUCAAUAUGAAACUUAUUUACAUGAAGACUAUACAAUUAUGUACCCUAGAGUAACUCCAACUCCGUCACCACUUCUGCCACCAGCCAAACCAGUUACAAGUAUUCCCGCUAUAGUCAUUCCAGUCAUUUUGGGAACUGCUUUGCUCGUAGGAAUUUUUAUUUAUAUCUUUCUUUAUUAUAAAAGACGUAAGCGACAUCAAAGAUGGAACUUGAGUGAAAAUAAAAAUAGGACUGAAUCCUUUAACAUAAAGUUAGACCCUUCUCUGAGGAAGACAAUCACAAAAAAUGAAACAGAUAAUUCACAUAAAAUGGCAAUCAGUCAUUUAACGAAAUUAAAUUAUGAUAAUAAAGAGGAUAAUGAUUAUGACACGAUAGGAGUAAAUAUUCCAUUAUUCACAAAUGAAGACGACUUGGGUUAUGUUGAACCAAUUUGUUCUGGUAAUCACGAUCAAGGAUUAGACAAGAAUUGCGUAAAGUGCGGAUUAAGAACAUCUAAUAAAGCUCCUAAUUCCAAACAAAGCUUGGUGACUAAUUCAAGCGGAUCCUAUGAAAAAAUGCCCUCCCCAAAACUGACACCAUUAAAUUCGGCUAAUUUAAAAACAUUAAAUGGGUGUGACGAUGCACCAAAUAUGCCACCUCCUCCAAUUCCUCUAACAGAUAGUGAUAAUGAGUACGAUGUUCUUCUGACUGGAAAAGAGGUAGAUAUAGAUGAAAAUAUAUAUGAUGACCCGGAAACGGAGGAUCAAGUAAUUGUUAUUAAAAAAAAAUCACGUCCAAUCGGCGACCAAUUUCCCCUCCCACCAAGCUCACCUUCUCAUGAUGUAGAAAAAAAAGAAAUUAGCUCGGAAAAAGGAACUUUUCUAAGCGAUGUGCCUCCACCAUUGCCACCCCGAAAUCUCCGGGUAAAAAAAAAGAAAUGGCUAGGAAAAUUGAAAAGUGCUAAAAGUGAGCCAAGGAUUUCAACCAAGUCUUUAAUAAAGAAGGAUUCUAAAGAAAAAGAGAAGGAAAAAGUGAAAGUAAGGCCUAAACGAUGGAGUUUUCUAAGUAACAAUGAUGAAGAAAUAGGAACAUCUAAGUCAAAAUUUUACUACCCCUUCAACGGUGUAUCUGACCUAGAAUCGGAUACAAUACCCUUGUCAAAAAGCAUGUUCAAUUUAAAUAUUAUUGACUUUGAUGAAGAACAAAGCUCCGUGUCGGGUUAUUCAUCUUGUAGAGAAAAUGUCUCAACUGAUUCAUCUUUUUAUAAAGAGAGUUGUUAUACUUCAGGAGAUGAUUCUUCUGUUUAUAAAGACCACAACACGGAGCAUAAUAGAUUUGUUGGUUCUAAGACUGUCAUAGAAGAUGAGAACACUAAGAAAAUUAAACCUGUUACCAGAUCUGUUAGUUUUCCAAAAAGUGGCGAGUCAAACGCCUAA